AAAACCUAACUAUAUAGCGUCCGAAACUUGACGAUACGGAUGAAAUUAGCCAGCCGACUUAGAUUUACAGAACCCUAGAUCUGAAGUUUACCCAGCCGAUGUGAUUCGAAGAGGAAUGGAUGAAGAGGGUUUGAGAGAGAGGGGGUCUCCAGUUGUUGUCUAUCUCCACGGGCUAGAUGAAGAGUUUGAUUGGUGGUAUUGCAUCGACGUGCCGGUGACAAAGGAUCCGUUGUUGACAAAGGAUGAUGAUAAUUCAGGCCAACCGAUAAUCCUCCCUAUGAAAAAGAUUUCUCCGGUUGCGAAGCUCAAUCCGGUUAUUUAUGGAAGUGAGGAAAUUGGGCCGUUAUUGGUGACGACAUCUACUAUGCUGGUGGAUCCUUGCCUGAUGGUCUUUCUGGGUCUAUUCCUAAUGAAAAAUUGGUUAAGCAUAGCAUGACACAAUCUGAUCCUGCCUUUUGGCAGAUCGAAUCUUCCCUGAAUUGUCCCCGUAUGUCGCCCGUCGUCGAAGCUGUUGGUAGGGGAAAACUAUGUGUUAUGGGCGGAAAUCACUGCACAUGUCAUGAUCGUCCCAAAUGUGGUGAAAUUUAUGAUAUCAAGGACAAAACUUGGAAGUACCUUGAUGAUGAUUUUGAUGCUUUUGCUCCCUAUGAUCCUUUCUCUGAAGUUGCUAUUUCUGUGGAAAAAGAUGAGCCUACGCAAAUUGUGUUUUAUUCCUUGUUAAAGGGUUGUAUCAUGUUUUUCGAUCCAACUAAGGGUACUAUAUCCAAGUUAAUCGAAGACCAGAAGGACUUUGCUUUGCGGAGUCAUUCUUGGGAUCCUUCUCCAGAAGGUCUUGGUGAUAAGGCUAAAAUUCGUCCACUAGUGCGUGCGUCCAAUAAUCUAAAUGCAGUGUUCACUAACGAUACAUUCUAUUGGUUCACCUUUGACAUGUACAUGUAUGCAUAUCAUGUUAGUGCUAAAAGAUGGUUUCAAUCGCCAUGUCUUAUAGAUCAAUUUCCCUCACUGUCUUCUCACGAUCACCCUCCACCAUCCCCCAUUUUGGUUGGCCUCCCGCAAGAUGGGAAAUUCGUGGUGUUUCUUCCUGAAGAGCCUGAGCCUGGAUUAAUGAUGAUGGCCUGCCUCAAAGUGGAGAGAAACCUACAAUCCUUACAAGUGUUGGUGGAGUUAAUUCAACCUUUAUCCUUGGAGGAGACAGAUUUUUUGCCCUUUGAGGGGAAGGCAAUGUUGAAGAAUACUGGGUCAACUAGCAUGCACGGAUGAGCAGGGGCAAAUCUACAUGCUAAUUUUGGGUGCUCAAGCACCCAUUAUCUUUGACAAGAUUUAGUAAAUUUGUAUAGUGAGCACCCACGACUUUAAAAUCCUGGAUCCGCCACUGCGGAUGAGUUUGAUCUGCAACAGAGAUCUAAUGGUGAGUGGUUGUUGGAUUUUCAUAUUUUUGUCUCUUUCUAUUUGGAAAAUUAUAGGAUAUAUAGAUGAAACAGGAAAUUUUGAAGUGCAUCCAUCUUUUUAAUCUCCGUAUACCGCCCUUAAAAAUGUUGUAAUUUUUGUUAUCCUACCAUUUUCUUAUAAACCAGCAGUCAGUUUAAUGCCUGGCUUUUCUUUUGUUGGUUGGUUUGGGAAUUUUUCUAGUUGUCAAGACAUUUGAAAUUGCUGUUACUCAAAAGUUCUGAAAUUUCAGUACUUCGACUUGGCAACUCUCCAAAUUUCGAAUGUCUUAAACUUCUAGUUUUAGUUGUUUGAUAACUAUCAUUAUGAAUCUUUUGGUGAAGGCGAAGAUCUUUGUAAUGCUGUAAUGGAUUUGUAGUAUGAUCCCUUUAAGGCAAGAAAUUUGCAUUUCUAUGAUCAGCAAAAGUUACCAGUUUGCUGUGGUUGCUGUAAAUAUUUUAUCUUUUUGAUGCAGAUGCUCUUGUGGAGAUAUUUUCUCUAAAACCUUUUUUCGAAUUGCAGGCAUCUCGUUCGAAGGGUUGUGUCGGUCUUGUUUGGUUCUCUAAGUUAAUUGAUUCAAUUAGUUUUAUUAGUAUAUUAAACUUUGUGCUUUAGCUUGUACAUAAAUAUGCUGCAUUGUGAUGGACAUAAAAACGUAUAAGAUUGUGUUUUGUAUAGGCUUUAUCUUUGCCUUCUAGAGCGAAGGUAACUUGUACAUUUUAAUGUUGCUCCUUUUCAUCCCUUCCCCCCCUCGUGAUGUGUUGGCAUGAAGGGAAACAAAUGAUUUCCUCAGAUAUUUUGUGCUUGGUAAGUGAAUUGACAAUAUUUAUCAA
Nicotiana tabacum (common tobacco) is the source of this 2258-nucleotide messenger RNA. The record is from RefSeq and is a predicted model, not a curated record. Lineage: Eukaryota; Viridiplantae; Streptophyta; Magnoliopsida; Solanales; Solanaceae.